AUGUCAUCAAAAAGAACUUUAAAACAAAUCUUGGAUUCUGAAUACGUCGAGGGAAGUGAUGAAGAAGCGGAUGGGAUCUCGAACGCCGAGACAGCCGCUGAUGUUGAUGAUAAUGAGGAAGAAGUGGACCGCUCGUUUUGCAUUGAUUGUAAGGAUAUGAAAACUGAGAUUAUCUGCAAAGACUGCGAAGAACAUUUCUGCGUUGUGUGCUUUGACAUGAUUCAUCGCAGCGGACGCAGAAAAAAGCACGAAUACGUCAAAGUUAGCCUCCAGCCUGAGGAGUUGCCAGCUAACGAACAGGAGCAGCAAGCGCUGCAAAACUCCAAUAAUGUCGUUAGUGAGCAGAAUCCUCUGGCAGGUGAUGGCGCCGAGCCUGGUGUCACACAAGGAGUGAACUCUCUCGACCUGAAAAUGCUCGCAAUGCUGGCAAAACAUGCAAGAUUCAUUCCUAUGAGGCUAGCGCCUGAAGAAAGACAUUUACUGAGGCUGCUGGAAGCGGCGUUGAAUGUCUCAGAAUAUACUGAUAGAGUGGAUAUCAUAUCCUACAAGUCUAAAGCAAAAAGGAUUGUUGAGCAGCUUAAAGAGAUGUGUUCUGUGCUCUGCGGCCUUGUAAUUGCAUCAAAUUUACGAACCGGGCAGAAGCUGCUCGAGAUGAAGAAUUUUAGUGACAAUGCUGCAUGGUUUCAAGACGUUUUCGAGAUCGGGAGACGUUAUAAGAUUAUGAAUCCAGAGAAAAUGAGAGAUACUUAUGGCAAGCUUUGCUACAUGAUCAUGGACUCACGUUUGCCUCAAAUUGAGGAACACAUGGAAUUCCACUUGUUCAAGCCUUUGAGCACUGUCCACUCUUUCUUGAGCUCGAAGCCUGAAGACCGAGGUCAAGCCCUCAAAAUAUUUGAAGAUAAGCUGAUUCUAUAUGCCACAUCACAGAUUUCCCCAGUUGGAAAGUCUAGACCAGAGAUCAAUCGCCUUAUCAAGCAAAAGGAAGCCGCUAUUGAAAAGCUGGCUUCAAAGUACAGCAGUAGGUAUUUCAGCAAAGAUGACAUCCGCCAAGUCCUAUACUCCAUAGGCGAUUACAAUGCAUACAUCAACAUGAACCGGAGACCCAUCAUGCGCAUGCUGGAGCGCCUGGAAGCCUUCAAUAAUCCAACAAUUGCUACCCAGUACCCAAUAGGUAUCCAAUACGGAAGGGGUGGGGCACGUUUAACCCAUGACCACGCACGUCAAAUGCACUAUGUUCAACAAUCUCUAACGCUGUGGUCUGUCAUACAAAGAGAAAUGAUCCACCUGUGGUACAUCGCUGACCAAGACCUUUACAAUCCGAACGAAUAUCGGUUAGCCUCAACAGGACAGGGUCUUAACCGCAUAAAAGCGUGUCCCAUGCUAUACAGGGAGAUGCAUAACAUCUUGAGUGAAUGUCGCUCGAAAUGUGACGCUUGGGUGGGCUCAUCCGUAGUUCAUCUGGGCGACGAUGCUGUUCCGAAUGCCUUGUUUUUUCUGGACAAAUAUACGCAAGUACCUAAUAUCUUGAUCCCAUUCGACCAGGCACUAAUGAAGAUCAAUGAACUUGUUGAUAAUGAUCCCAAACUUUUGGAAUAUAUCGAAGGAGAGUACGGUUCCACUGACGGGUUGAAGCUGACAAUUCUUCAAGAUGCAUUCGCGCAUAUGUUCGAUGGUUCUGGCGCAGAUAACUUCUAUAUGAGCGGAUCGUGUAUUGAUGGAAGAUUGACAUCUGCUUGGAACCACACUAACAUGAUAUCCAAGAAAAAGUACUAUAAGAUAUUCUUGAUGACCGGCUUUAUUGGUUUCAAUGGCCAAGACGGCUUUUAA
Molecule: messenger RNA, 1827 nt
Organism: Lachancea thermotolerans CBS 6340
Lineage: Eukaryota; Fungi; Ascomycota; Saccharomycetes; Saccharomycetales; Saccharomycetaceae
Product: KLTH0B05962p
Exons: 1
Coding region: 1-1827 (608 amino acids)
Molecular function (GO): zinc ion binding
Source: RefSeq, a predicted model, not a curated record